AUGGACGAUUUACUAGGGGCUUCUGAGAUUGGUGAUGUGACAGGAGUGCGACAGCUCCUCAAGGAAGGCACUGAUAUAGACUUGCGGACCUGGCUACUGUUAGCUUCUCGCUGCGGCCGCGCAGAAGUGGUCAGGCUACUGCUCGCACGAUGCGCAGUAGUGGACCCGACGGACGAAGGUAACCGAACACCGCUGUCAUGGGCGUCACAGGGGGGUCAUGAGGCUGUGGUUGAGAUCCUACUCAAGGCCGGUGCCAAAGUCGACUCACAGGAUAAUAACGACCGGACACCGCUCUUCUACGCUGCGAUGCACGGCCAUGACAACGGCCAGACGCCGCUAUCGCAGACGUCAAGGAUGGGUUAUAGACCUAUGGUCAAGAUCCUACUCAAUGCCGGUGCUGAAGCCAACUUACAGGAUAAGAACGACCGGACACCGCUAUUCCGCGCUGCGAUGCACGGUCGCAAGGGAGUGGUGGAGGAGCUCAUUAAGGCUCGUGCCGGAGUCAACUCACUAGACGUUGAGGACCGGACGCCGCUGUGGUGGGCUUCAGCCUUUGGUUAUACAUAUACAGUCCAGAUCCUGCUCGGGGCCGGUGCUAGAGUCGACUCACGGAAUAAGUAUGGCGAGACACCGCUGUUGGCGGCUUCCAUGUCGGGGUAA
Molecule: messenger RNA, 660 nt
Organism: Cladophialophora immunda
Lineage: Eukaryota; Fungi; Ascomycota; Eurotiomycetes; Chaetothyriales; Herpotrichiellaceae
Exons: 2
Coding region: 1-660 (219 amino acids)
Molecular function (GO): protein binding
Source: RefSeq, a predicted model, not a curated record